Molecule: messenger RNA, 888 nt
Organism: Theobroma cacao (cacao)
Lineage: Eukaryota; Viridiplantae; Streptophyta; Magnoliopsida; Malvales; Malvaceae
Source: RefSeq, a predicted model, not a curated record
AUGUCAAGUGGCUUUUCUGAUUCAAAGGCUCACUUCUCAUCUUUAACCAUUGCUCCCUUGGAUGGUUCCUUUUGUUCUUCUGCUGAUGGUUCCCUUGUGAGUGAAUCCAUUCUUCCUGGAUUCACUGGAUGCUUUCUGUUGUUGACUGAGAUUUCCCUCUGUUUCAGAUGGCUUUUGGGGCCUCCCUCCUCCUCGGAGACUUCUCUUGGCCUUUCCUCUGCUCAAGGGCGGGCUGCAAUUUUUCGACUCUCCUUCGCCAUGGAUGAUGGUUCGAUGUUGCUGGUUUGUGCUCGUCCUGUGUCUUCUUUGCUGGUUGUGUUCGAUGCAGGGGCUGCUUUCCUGUCAGCUUGUAGCCCAAGUGUGAAGGGCGUGCUGGCUAAUUGGCGGAGGCUGUUCCUCGAGUCUACAAGAUUAACAUUCCUAGGUGCCUUUGAGAAGUUCAUACGGUUGACAAAGAUCCUGACAUUAACGGGUCAGCAAUACUCUGAAAAAGUGGCAGAAAAUUGUGUUGCCAUAUGGAAAUCUCUUGAACUUUACACUGAUGCGGAAGCAAAAGCCAUUGAAAAGUUCCUUGAGGUAUUCAACGAUGAAAACUGCCCACCUGGCUCCUCCACUCUUUUCACACUAUCAGCCCAUGGUUCAUUAACGAUCAGCUUUUCCAAAUAUAGUUCUGUGCCACAAAUUGGGACAGCAGUGAUAGAGAAUAAACUACUUGCAAAUGCAGUGCUGGAGUCUAUCAUUGUCAAGGAUGGUGUUUCUCCUGUAGCAAGGAAAAGCAUGGCAUCAAGAUUAUCAGCACUGUUCGAUGACUCUGGUGAAAAGGCGGCCCAGAAUGGGAAACCGGAGUCUCAGUCGUUUCGAGUUUUCUUAAUUAAAUUAAGAAAUUGA